Messenger RNA from Anopheles bellator, 1735 nucleotides. Its product is annotated as sugar transporter SWEET1-like. Gene Ontology annotation, molecular function: sugar transmembrane transporter activity. Bases 322 to 1008 code for a protein of 228 amino acids. Gene Ontology annotation, cellular component: membrane. Gene Ontology annotation, biological process: carbohydrate transport. NCBI's taxonomy places the organism in Eukaryota, Metazoa, Arthropoda, Insecta, Diptera, Culicidae. The record is from RefSeq and is a predicted model, not a curated record. The transcript is spliced from 4 exons.
CAAAAACAAACGGUAAGCAAAUAAACAAAUUCUCCCACGAUCGGACGACAUUUUUUGUGUCCCGGCCCGUUGACGGUACACCACCACAGCUAGCCAUCGCACCGUGGCCAACGCUUCACCGAAGAACGAAUCCCGAAGCUACCGCUCUUUGCAAUCGUUAUCAGCCACAAAAAAACACACGAACAAAGGACGCUGAAAGAGGCGAUAAUUCGAAUGACAGCAUAGCACGCCCCGAACGCAACGGCGCCGAUCUCUUCGAUCAGAUCACAGUAGACAUCGUUACGUAAAAGCAAUUCUCACGACGUCGGAGCGAAUCGCAGAAUGGAUUCGAUCGGUGUGGCACUGCAACCGUACAAGGACACGGUGGGCCUGACGGCGGCCAUCGUGACGGUGGUGCAGUUCUUCGGUGGAGUGUUGGCCAUCAACGAAAUCCGGCGCCGUGGCAGCACCGCCGGUUUCUCGGUGGAGCCCUUCCUCGGCGGUACCGCCUUCUGUCUGCUGAACGUCCAAUUUGGUCAGAUGCUGCGCGACGAUGGCAUGAUACGGGUUAACUUUAUCGGUCUCGUGCUCCACAUCGGGUACGUAUGUGCUUUUUACCUGUACACCGACGGUCCCCGGAAAGGUGCCGUUUGGGGCCGGAUCGGACUGGCGGGCGCUUUGACGGUGGGCGUGCUAUCGUACGUGCAGUACGAGGAUCCGAAGGUGGUCGAGUUCCGGUUCGGUAUGAUUCUGACUGCCCUGCUGUGGACACUGGUCGGCAUGCCGUUGCUUGGAUUGGGUGAAAUCCUGAAGAACAAAAGCACCGCCGGACUGCCACUGCCAAUGAUCCUGCUCGGAUCGAUCGUUUCAUUUAUGUGGCUGCUUUACGGCAUCAUUCUACGGAGCAACUUUUUGGUGGUUCAAAAUCUCGUCGCACUGGCGCUGUGCGCGGUUCAAUUGUCCCUGUUCAUCAUCUUCCCGGCGGAAUCGCUCAAACCUCCGCCAAGUCCGGCAAAAAAACUCAACUAAGCUUCGAUCGGUUGGUGAUACAGGGAACCGGAACGGGGAAAGGAUUUUUCGCUACUUCGUGAACCAGUUACGAUGAUAGAGAGAAAGAGAUAUAGAGAGAUAACGGAUAAGAGAAUGAGAAAGAGAGAUAGAGAGGGAGUAGUCGAAAAUUAUACGAGGAACGGUAAGGACAAUAACAGAAUGAACAAAAACAUUCUUCGCUAAGUCUUGGUUAGCUACGUUGAACGAAUUCCGCAGUUUUAUGAAAUUCAAAGACAAUAAAAACGCAACAAUAAUGUUUCGUAAUUUAGGGAUAACGAAAAAGCACAAUAUACUGUUACAAAGUAUGGUAACAAUAAGUGAUAAUUCUUGCGAGAAAGCGGACAUUUACGUCAUGCUUCGAGAGUAAACAGUACACACCACUUGUUAACGUUUUAACGGUUACUAAUAAACUAAAUCUAGUUAUGGGCAAGUUCAAACCUUCGAAAGGGCCGAUCGGGUUCCUGUUCUCUUUUUCCGAAACUGCCGGUUUCCUCUUUCAACCGGGUUCCGGUAUGUUAUAAACUAGAUUCCCAUUAGCAGCGGACACGUUACGGUACGGCAAACAUUGAAUGGGCCCUCGAAAUCAAAAUUUUAAAUAAGUAGACUUAUGAGACAGACACGUUCUUAGAAACCUUAUGAAUCUAUUUUUGUCAAUAGUUGUUAGACCUUUUCGUUGAUUGAUGGAUGAUUCAAAUUUAAGGAAGAU